Messenger RNA from Loxodonta africana (African savanna elephant), 5204 nucleotides. RefSeq names its product prickle planar cell polarity protein 1 (gene PRICKLE1). The coding region runs from base 1043 to 3541 and encodes 832 amino acids. The record is from RefSeq and is a predicted model, not a curated record. NCBI's taxonomy places the organism in Eukaryota, Metazoa, Chordata, Mammalia, Proboscidea, Elephantidae. The transcript has 7 exons. Gene Ontology annotation, molecular function: zinc ion binding.
UGUCUUGGGAGGAGGGGCAGAGGGCUGGAGCGAAGAUAAACAAAGUUCCUGGAUGGUAAGACAGGGGAUGUUGUCUUGAUGCCCUCGUAGCCCCUUGAUCUGAGGAGGUUUUUGUUCAGAGAAGGAUUUACAUCUUACUUUGCCCAUUCGCUGACUGCCAGCGUAUUUCACACAUCACAGGUAUUGCAUAGGAUACCUAUAGGGUCGCUAUGAGUCAGAAUGGACUUGAUGGCAAUGGUGUUUUUUUGUUUUGUUUUUUAGCUACUGCAUAAUUUUUCAACUGAUGUUUGUUUAUAAUGCAAACAUUGAUAGUCACCAAGCUGGAUUUUAUUUUAACCUAGAGCUUCUAGCAGACUUUAGCCCCUAGAUAGUAAACACUUGAGAAUUUAAUGCCAUAAAAACACUUAAUUGUGCUAUUUCUGUUUUAGUGAGUCGACUAAGUUUAGUGUCUUAACAAAACUUUAUCAGAAGUCUGAAGCCUAAGCUGUUUGGCCUAGUGGACCACUCUGCAGCCUGUGCCGGCUGCACUGUCUUGUCAGGAAAAUCACUUAGGUAUGUGGGGUCUGGAGCCAUUUUUCAUGGGGUCGAGUAGUGGGCAAGGCUAGUGGUGCUUUUCCUUCUACACUUCAGGGCUGCACAGCGAUUUCAUUUGUGGGAAGUUAGAAAGUCAACAAAGCUAUUUUCUUGAAAACGUUUCUAAUGAAUAGUGUGUAGAGAGGCACCCACUAAAGGCACCUGGACAUGAGCUAGAUUUGGUGGCAUUUUCUGGAACACUGAGCUGAUAAGGAUGCCAUUUCCUAAUUGUAUGGCCCUAGAGUUUAAGUUAGAGUUUAAGUUUCAGUGGGCUUGGGGGAAAGGAGUGGUGACACCAGUCAUUUGGUUACUGUGACCCCAGUUGUGUGUAAAUGGGCGCUCAAUAAAAACUGGAGGGAAAGAGUAAUGAGCUUAGGUUUUCUAUGUCUUUCUUUUUUUCUUACGUUGUCUACAGCAGCCAUUGCUUGAUGUCCUGGGAUUGAGGAAUUAGCGUUUUAACUUUAUUAUUAUGCCAUUGGAGAUGGAACCGAAAAUGAGCAAACUCGCCUUUGGGUGUCAGAGAAGUUCCACUUCGGAUGAUGACUCCGGCUGUGCGCUGGAGGAGUAUGCCUGGGUCCCUCCGGGCCUCAGACCGGAACAGAUCCAGCUUUAUUUUGCUUGCUUACCAGAGGAAAAGGUUCCUUAUGUUAACAGUCCUGGAGAGAAACAUCGGAUUAAACAGCUUUUGUACCAGUUGCCACCGCAUGAUAAUGAGGUGCGGUAUUGCCAGUCUUUGAGUGAAGAAGAGAAGAAGGAGCUGCAGGUGUUCAGCGCACAGCGGAAGAAAGAAGCCCUCGGAAGAGGAACGAUCAAACUUUUGUCCAGAGCAGUUAUGCACGCCGUCUGUGAGCAGUGUGGGUUGAAGAUAAAUGGAGGUGAAAUUGCCGUGUUUGCCUCUCGCGCGGGCCCUGGAGUAUGCUGGCACCCAUCCUGUUUUGUCUGCUUCACGUGUAAUGAGCUGCUGGUCGACCUCAUCUAUUUUUAUCAGGAUGGAAAAAUUCACUGUGGCAGGCACCAUGCUGAACUGCUCAAACCACGGUGCUCAGCAUGUGACGAGAUCAUUUUUGCUGAUGAGUGCACAGAAGCUGAGGGCCGCCACUGGCACAUGAAACACUUUUGCUGCCUUGAGUGUGAAACGGUCCUAGGAGGCCAGAGAUACAUCAUGAAGGAUGGCCGCCCUUUCUGCUGUGGCUGUUUUGAGUCUCUCUAUGCAGAAUACUGUGAAACCUGCGGGGAGCACAUUGGUGUCGAUCACGCCCAGAUGACCUAUGACGGGCAGCACUGGCACGCAACAGAAGCCUGCUUUUCUUGUGCCCAGUGUAAAGCCUCUUUGUUGGGAUGUCCCUUCCUUCCGAAACAAGGUCAGAUUUACUGCUCAAAAACGUGCAGCCUUGGUGAGGACGUCCACGCCUCUGAUUCCUCCGACUCUGCAUUCCAGUCAGCUCGCUCCAGAGACUCCAGAAGAAGUGUCCGAAUGGGGAAGAGCAGUCGCUCAGCAGAUCAGUGCAGACAGUCUCUGCUCUUGUCCCCUGCUCUGAACUACAAGUUUCCUGGACUUUCAGGCAAUGCAGAUGAUACUCUUUCUCGGAAAUUGGAUGAUUUGAGUCUUACCAGGCAAGGAGCCAGUUUUGUCAAUGAAGAAUUUUGGAAAGGCAGAGUAGAGCAUGAAGCCCCAGAAGACCCUGAAGAAUGGGCUGAGCAUGAAGAUUAUAUGACCCAGCUCCUCCUCAAGUUUGGUGAUAAAAGCGUCUUUCAGCAACAGCCCAAUGAGAUGGAUAUUCGAGCCAGUGAGCAUUGGAUAUCUGAUAACAUGGUUAAAAAUAAGACCGAGUUAAAGCAAAAUAACCAGAGCCUUGCAAGUAAAAAAUACCAGUCUGACAUGUAUUGGGCACAGUCACAGGAUGGACUGGGUGAUUCUGCUUAUGGCAGCCACCCAGGCCCUGCAAGCAGUAGAAGGCUCCAGGAACUGGAUCUGGACCAUGGGGCUUCGGGAUAUAAUCAUGAUCAAACACAGUGGUAUGAAGAUUCCCUGGAGUGUCUGUCAGACUUGAAACCAGAACAAAGUGUUCGGGAUUCUAUGGAUUCCUUGGCUUUGUCUAAUAUCACAGGGGCUUCAGUGGAUGGGGAAAGUAAGCCAAGGCCAUCAUUAUAUUCUCUGCAAAACUUUGAGGAAAUGGAGGCAGAGGAUUGUGAAAAAAUGAGCAAUAUGGGAACUCUGAACUCCUCCAUGCUUCACAGGAGUGCAGAGUCCUUGAAGAGUCUAAGUUCAGAGCUGUGUCCAGAAAAAAUCAUGCCUGAAGAGAAACCAGUGCAUCUGCCAGUGCUCAGAAGAUCCAAGUCCCAGUCCAGACCACAGCAGGUCAAGUUUUCGGAUGACGUCAUUGACAAUGGAAAUUACGACAACAUUGAAAUUCGGCAGCCUCCAAUGAGUGAAAGGACUCGGAGACGGGUCUACCACUUCGAAGAGAGGGGAUCCAGGUCUCAUCAUCAUCAUCGCCGCAGAAGAAGUAGGAAGUCUCGCUCUGACAACGCUCUGAAUCUUGUUACAGAGAGAAAAUACUCCCCUAAGGACAGGCUGCGGCUUUACACCCCAGAUAACUAUGAGAAAUUCAUACAGAAUAAAAGUGCCCGGGAGAUCCAAGCGUACAUACAGAAUGCUGAUCUCUAUGGGCAGUAUGCCCAUGCCACUUCUGACUAUGCACUACAGACCCCGGGAAUGAACCGGUUCCUGGGACUCUAUGGUGAGGAUGAUGAUUCCUGGUGUUCUUCCUCCUCCUCUUCCGACUCAGAAGAAGAAGGUUAUUUUCUUGGACAACCAAUCCCUCAGCCACGGCCACAGAGAUACGCCUACUAUACAGAUGACCUUUCUAGUCCAACUUCUGCACUCCCCACCCCUCAGUUUGGUCAGAGGACAACUAAAUCCAAGAAGAAAAAGGGACACAAGGGCAAAAACUGUAUUAUUUCGUAACCUAGUAGCUGUGGAGAUGAUUUGUUUAAAUUUAGCCAUUAACCAUCUGAACAUCGUACCUUUUUUCUCUUCCAUAGGAAAGUUGCUAAAAUAGUUGAAAGUGCUUUGCCCAUGUAAAUGAGAACCCAGCUGCUGUUUACAGUGUCAGAUUAACAUUUGGAAGAUGAAAUUUCUCCAGCUUAUCCCCCUCGGAUGUUGCCAGGUUUACGUGACAUCUUGUGCCUCUUGGGUACAUUACAGUUUUAUAGAGCUGCUUUGGUCUCUGAUCCCUGAGAGAAUAUUCAAGAAACUGUCUCAAGGUGAACAGAUGGAGGUGUUGAUUUUAGAAGAUGGAGAACUUCGGCCACCUUUGUAAAGCAAUAGUGUUUGUCAUUCCUGUUAGCCGUGUUGGCUUGGGUCCUGAUCAGUUUGUCUUGUUGUGAGGCAUGCACAUAGUUACACUGACCUAGCUAACACUGUGCACCGUAUUGUGCGAGGCCAACUUGUCCCCUUUCAGCCCUCAUUAGCCAGCUAAGGAACACUCCCCUAAGAAGUAUUAGCUCCAGCUACAGAUUAAAAAAAAAAAAAAUCAUUGCUAUUUAUAAUGUAGUAUUUCAUAGACUUAAGUGUAUUCCUAAUUUAACGGUGCAAAUAGUAGUGUACAUAUUGUACAGUCCAGAUUUUAAAGCUGAUAUUUUUAUAUCCCUGAAUUGCAAGAUGUUUGUUACAGUGCAGUACUAGAUUUGUUAGGGACCCAGAAACAGCAUUUAUGGAUGAAAUGAUGGCUUGUAUUUUAGUCAGGAGUUAUAAGCUUAGACGGUCAAAUUUAUAUUGCCUAGUGAUGGAAAGUUCAGGUUUGUUUGGUUUUUUUUUUUCCCCAAUAUUAAAAAGGCUCUGUAUGCAUGGUGGGGCUAUGUAAAUACUCUUUAAAACCUAUGGCCCUAUUAAUCUUACGAGUGUUAUUUAUGGGUCAAGCAAUGUAAACUGUAUAAAUGUAAAAACAAAAAAAAACACACAUACCCCUGGAAUAUAUGGUAAAACAAGUAGAAGCUGUUUGGGAGAGUAGCUCCCCCUCCCCUUUGGGAGUGAGGGGUGCCUUUCACUUUCCGCAAGGUGGUGAUUAUCUCCUGGGGUGAGGGAAGAGACCAAAACUACAAGGACCUGCUAUUUGUAGCAGAUGACUUUGUAGAUGUAUUAUGUGAGGAGAGGUUGUUCUUUUUUAUCCCUCCCUUCUAGCUAAUUUGUUGGCCUUUAACAGCAAUUCUGAAAACUGACUCUUCUGGUUAUGUUUUUCUUUUAAAAUCUUUAAAUUAGAGGAUGCUGUGCCACUGCUAUUCAAGUUAAGUAUGAGGUUCUAGUUCAAGGGAAAAUUAUGUUGGAUUUGAACUAAUGAGUUUAUAUUUUGAUAUGUGCCAUUCUUGCACAUAUGUUUCAGUUCUAACUAAAGGUCCUAGCGGCAUCUCAGGACCUUUAGGGAGGUAUUUAAUAAAUGCUUAAUAAAUAACAAACUACAUUUCUGAAUACAAAUCUUUGCAAAUGUGUCCAGAUAACUUCCAUUUUGCUCAUCUGUUCAUGCAUGAUUUAUUUUGCAGUCUUUCUGUCAUUAACCAAACACCAUUUGACUCCUGUGUGUCCAGUCAUCCCAACUACUAGGUAGGACAUAAAGCCCAAAAACUGAACCCAU